UAAAUUCAUCAGAAUUUAAUACUACGAUUAAAAACAAAAUUCAUCCCGAAGAAGAAGCUGAAGCAUUAAAGGCCGAUCAAGACGAAUUAAAUAACUAUUUUGAAAUUGCCGAAAUUAGAGUUGAUAAUGAGGACAAUAAGAAAAAGCUUCUAAAAGUCAAUAAAAUGAACAACGACAUGGAAGAAUUUUUAGACAAGCAAAUGGAAAAUGAAAAUAACCUAGAAACAUAUCAAUUGAAGUAUGAUGAGAUUUUCCAAGCACAUCAACUAGUAUUCUCUGAUUACAUAAAAACCGACGAGGAACCACGUAGGGAUGGGACUUAUUUGAAAGUGACUAAGUGGGUUAAUGUUAAUAAUGAAAAUGAAGAAUAUGCAUUUAAAAAUAUAUCUGAAAAAGAUAAAAGUGGCGUACAAAAUCAAGUUACAAUUCUUAGAGAACUUCACGAUUGGCAGAAUAUAAUAAAAUUUUACGGUCUUACUAAUGAUGGAAAUAAAUGGUAUUUGGUAACCGAAUGGGCCGAACAUGGAAAUUUACGUGAAUUUUAUAUAAACCGUAAAGAUUUAUUUAAUCUUAAAUUGAAAUUACGCGUGUCUCUCGAUAUUGCUCGUGGAUUAAAUUUUUUAAGAAAUGUAGAGAUUUUGCAUCGUGAUAUUAGGGCUGAGAAUGUAUUGAUUACUCAUAAUCACAUAGCAAAACUUACAAAUUUUAAAUCAAGCCGUUCAUAUAAGGCAAAUACGAUGAAUCAAAUCCAAAAUAUAGAACAGAUUCGAUAUUGUGCUCCUGAAAUAUUGGAGAGGACCCCAGGCUUCAAAUACAAUAAUAAAUGUGAAGUUUAUAGCUUUGGAAUUUUACUUUGGGAAAUUUCAGAGGAAAAAACUCCAUAUGAAAACCUAGAUGAUUUGAUAAAAAUAAAUAACCUUGUGCUUAAUAAAUAUCGAGAACCAUUUUCUGAAAAUAAUCAAAUGCCGGAUAAAUUCAAGGACUUAGCACUUGAUGCUAUUAAUCACGAUCCAGAAUUUAGACCAAAGCUUACGACAAUGUUAGAAAUUCUUAGUAAUUGUUUUGAAUCUUUUGAAACCCCUUCACACACGCCUUUACAAGACAAAAAAUACGUAUCACAAAAGCAUGUUCCAAAAUUACCAGACUUCGAAUCGUUUAAUUACAUGACACUCACUGAAGCAGCAAAACAACAUAAAAGGGAUAAACAAGGCAUACUCCUCGGAGAUGUGAAGACUGCAUAUAAGUGUUUCGAAGCGUAUGCAAACUCCAAUACGACAAUUCGUAAUCAAAUUAUGGCAAAGUAUUAUAAAGCAUAUUAUAUUUCAAAAGGAUUUGUUGAAGGUCCUCCGGAUAAAGAUAAAAUUGUUGCUGAAUUAUUUAAAGAAGUUGCUGAUGAUAAAGCAAAUGAAUUCCCUGAAGCUAAACUAAAAUAUGGAUUUUGCUUAUAUAAUGGUAAAGGCGUUGAAAAGAAUCUGCCAGAAGCUCUCAAAUAUUUUGAACAAGCUGCUGAAAAUGGUUAUAUGGUAGCAAUAUAUAAUGCUGGAAAAAUGUAUUAUGAAGGCGUUAGUGUUGAAAAGAAUGAAGAAAAAGCUAUUCGUUAUAUGAGAUUAGCUAUUUAUCAUGAUUAUAAAUAUGCUAUCGAAUUUUGUAAAGAACAUAACAUUCCAUUAUAGUUUUAAUUACUUUAUUGUACUUAUUAAUAAAUUAAUAAAUUUAAUAAAUUUGAAAUUGUAAGUUUUUGU
Molecule: messenger RNA, 1742 nt
Organism: Rhizophagus irregularis DAOM 181602=DAOM 197198
Lineage: Eukaryota; Fungi; Glomeromycota; Glomeromycetes; Glomerales; Glomeraceae
Source: RefSeq, a predicted model, not a curated record